Molecule: messenger RNA, 474 nt
Organism: Parastagonospora nodorum SN15
Lineage: Eukaryota; Fungi; Ascomycota; Dothideomycetes; Pleosporales; Phaeosphaeriaceae
Exons: 1
Coding region: 1-474 (157 amino acids)
Biological process (GO): intracellular copper ion homeostasis; copper ion transmembrane transport
Cellular component (GO): plasma membrane
Molecular function (GO): copper ion transmembrane transporter activity
Source: RefSeq, a predicted model, not a curated record
AUGGUUGCCCACGGAGACGAACACAUGGAGGGAAUGGACGGCAUGGCCAUGGGCUCGACAACAAACUCGCACACGGGAAUGACCAUGGCCUUUUUCACAUCGACCAGCACGCCUCUGUACUCGAUGUCAUGGACGCCAAACUCAGCCGGCACAUAUGCCGCGACAUGUAUUUUCCUCAUCUUCCUCGCCAUUACACUGCGCGCCAUAUUCACCGCAAAGUCGUUUCUGGAGAUGAAGGCCCUCGAGGGCGCACUGAAGCGGAGAUAUGUUGUUGUGGCAGGCGAGAAGAUGGUUAGCGAACGGGCUUCCAAUGACGGCGACUCGGUGACGGGUAUCCUCACCACAAAUGGAGUCCAGGAGGAUGUCCGGAUAGUCUCUGCGCCUGUCAAACACGUCCAGCCAUGGAGAUUCGGCGUCGAUCUGCCACGAGCACUGAUUAUGACGGUAGCGACUGCUGUCGGCUAUCUUCUGUAA